AUAUUUUUAUUACUCUUUAUGUUUCUAGUUGCUCGUUAAAAGUCGUUUAGAACAGUUCAAAAAUGGUGAAAGUUUGGUAUAUGGACACUGAGGAAACCGAUCAGCGUUUGGAGCACCAUCGGAAUCCCCCAGCUUAUUUGGAACUAGAUGAUCUUUACAAGAAAACCGGUGUGGAAUACUUUAAAAUCAAUGCCGACGAAUACCAGAACGAUAAUACUCUCACGGAACUGAGGGCACAACGUGGCUACACUUAUGAUGAUGAGAUCACCUGCUCGGAAAAGUGCCUCCCAGAUUAUGCCAACAAAUUGAAGGCUUUUUUCACCGAACACCUUCAUACGGAUGAGGAAAUUCGCCUAAUUUUGGAUGGAUCUGGUUACUUUGAUGUUCGCGACAACGAGGAUAACUGGCUGCGCAUUUUGGUUGUGAAGGGAGAUCUGAUUAUAAUACCCUCUGGCAUCUAUCACCGCUUUACUUUGGAUUCCAAUAAUUUUAUUAGAACUCGACGCUAUUUCGUUGGUGAGCCCGUGUGGGCCCCACAUAACCGACCCGCUGAUGAUAUGGACUGCCGUAAAUCUUACAUCAAACAUCAGUCGGAAAACUUUGUUCAAUUAAACAAGGUUUAAAAAUAAUACGCAGAGUUUAAUAUUCUUAAAUAAAAUAUGUGCAAAUAUCAGACAUACAAUAAAUAAAAAAACCGCCAAAAAGUAA
Drosophila rhopaloa is the source of this 708-nucleotide messenger RNA. RefSeq names its product 1,2-dihydroxy-3-keto-5-methylthiopentene dioxygenase (gene Adi1). The transcript has 5 exons. The record is from RefSeq and is a predicted model, not a curated record. Lineage: Eukaryota; Metazoa; Arthropoda; Insecta; Diptera; Drosophilidae. Bases 63 to 623 code for a protein of 186 amino acids. Gene Ontology annotation, molecular function: acireductone dioxygenase [iron(II)-requiring] activity.